AAAUAACUUGUAAAGGUCAGCAUAAAAAAUGCAAAAGAAUAUGUGAUACUAUUUAUUACAACCUGGCUAACUCUUUAAUUAAUACUUUCUAAAUAAAAGAGAAAGAAAGGAAUAUAAAACCAAGAUUAUGAGAACUCGAAAGUGUUAAAAUAAAUAAACGAAAAAAGUUAAAAAAAAGAAGUAAAUAAAAAAGUGCAUACAUAAAUUGAUUAUAUUAAGUGCCAUAUAAGCUUAAAUAUAAGCCAUACACUUUUUUAGAGUCUAACUUAGUGAAAUAAAAACUUUUUCAACUCUUCUUGCAAUGUGGCUGCAAACAUUCAGUAUAGCUGUGUUGGCGUUGUACGCUGCAGCGAGCGCAUCGAAUUUGGACCGUUAUGAAGGCUACAACAAAUACACAGUCUUCCACGAUGGCGAGGAUGUCUUCAACUAUCUUGUCGAUUUACAAACAGAAUCAACGGAACUGGACUUUUGGCUGCUAACACGUAAUAUGUCUGUCGUCACAGUAUCACCCACAGAGCAGUCCACAUUUGAGUCGCGACUAAACGAACUGAAUGCACAAUUUGUGGCCAAACCGCUGAUGGAGGAGAUGUUCGCUUUCAAUGAAACACUCAGCAGCUGCGACGGUUCUGAGUGCGAGCUCAAUCGCCCAAGACGACAAGCGCGCGGUUUCUUCUCGCACUUUCCGCGCUACUCAGAGAUUUUAAAUUAUAUGAGCGCUUUGGCUGCCCGUCAUCCGCAAAAUUGCCGCUACGAAUCACUGGGUCGCUCUUUUGAGGGUCGCCACAUAGCGGCGCUCUCCAUAUCGCUAAAUAGCCGGGUGCGUGAUCGUCGCGUGGCCUAUAUACAGUCGGCGACACACGGACGUGAGUGGAUUACACCACUAACUGUACUUUAUUUGGCCAAUGAAUUGUUGAAUAAUUUACGCGCAUUCCAAAGGGUGUUGCAAGAUGUUGAAAUUUAUUUGGUGCCACUGGUCAAUCCUGAUGGUUAUGAGUACUCCUUCACGAAUGACCGUUUUUGGCGCAAAAAUCGUCAUCGCUAUGGUGGUCGCUCCUGCACGGGUGUGGAUAUUAAUCGUAACUUCCCGAACAACUGGAAUUAUCAUGGCGCCAGUCAAAAUCUUUGCUCUGAAGUCUACUCCGGCACCGGUCCCACAUCGGAGCCAGAGACAGCGGCAGUUGCACGUUAUUUGGAAUACAAUCGUCAUCGCGUGAAACUCAGCUUGGAUGUGCACUCAUUUGGAAAGUUCUUGUUCUAUCCUUACGGUUAUUCGAGGAAUGCUGCUGCUCCCACCCGCAACCUACUGCAUUCGGUUGCUCAACGCGCCGCCAACCAAAUCGCCAAAUACCGUGGCACCCAUUACACCGUCGGCACUUCGGCCAGCAUACUUUACGAGGCUUCUGGCGGUUUGGACGAUUACGCUUAUGGCAAUUUGGGCAUCCCCAUGUCCUUCACGGUCGAGUUACCCGGUGAGAACUUCCAAGUGGCGCCAGCCGAUAUCAUUCACAUUUGCAAGGAGACAUUCGCCGGUUUUAUCGAGUUUAUUCGACACGUUAGUUUGUAUUAGUGCAAAGGAGGGGGGAUUGCUGCUGUAUUCUGCAGUGAAGUUGAAUGUUAAUUACUUAAGUAAAGCAAAUUUUUUUAUGUCUGUGUGUUAAUUAGUAUAUAUUUAAGUAGUAACUUGGUGUACAAUUUAAUUUAAAUGAAAUAAAUGAGAUUUUAUAAAAUAACAAAAACG
Messenger RNA from Bactrocera oleae (olive fruit fly), 1738 nucleotides. NCBI's taxonomy places the organism in Eukaryota, Metazoa, Arthropoda, Insecta, Diptera, Tephritidae. The record is from RefSeq and is a predicted model, not a curated record.